CAGCUCGUUCAGUGCGAUUGGCAGCUAGGCGGCCUCUUCCCCAUUCAAUGGGCAAGGGAAGAGUCAGUGUCCCUGUCUUGCUCGUCCGUGGUCUUGCCCAGCCUGUACAAACAGAUCGUGACACCAUCACCCGUCUCCUCUACUCCAUCGGGUCCAAAACCGAAGUAUCCCGCUACCUUCGUAUCUUCAGCUCCUCCUCCCACCCUUCCUCUCCCGCAAAGUUCGCCGUCAUCAAAAUAGGCGGUGCGAUCCUCACAGACCAACUGCAAGACCUCUCUCUCUCCCUCUCCUUCCUCUACCGCGUAGGACUCUACCCUGUCGUGCUACACGGUGCUGGUCCGCAGCUGAACGAGAUCCUCGAGAGUGCCGGAGUUGUGCCGGACUACAUCGACGGGAUCAGGAUUACCGACCCUCAGACGCUAGGCAUCGCCCGCCGCGUAUUUCUCGAAGAGAACCUCCGGCUCGUAGGAGCACUCGAAGCGCUCGGCACGCGUGCUAGGCCCAUCACUUCAGGCGUAUUCACAGCCACGUAUUUGGACAAAGACAAGUACGGAUAUGUGGGCAAGAUCACCCGGGUCGAUAAGCGGCCUGUUGAGGCUUCGAUCCGUGCUGGUGCGCUUCCAAUCCUGACCAGUCUGGCGGAGACGACAGAAGGACAGAUGUUGAAUGUGAACGCUGAUGUGGCCGCUGGGGAACUGGCGAAGGAGUUGGAACCGCUUAAGAUCGUUUACCUUAAUGAGAAGGGAGGGCUGUUUCAUGGUGUCACGGGCGAGAAACUGGACGUGAUAAACCUUGAUGAGGAAUACAGCGAGCUGAUGAAACAAGAAUGGGUGAAAUACGGCACCAAGCUCAAGCUGCGCGAGAUCAAAGAGCUGCUCGACCACCUGCCCCGCACAUCAAGCGUAGCGAUCAUCCGGCCCGACAUGCUACAAAAAGAGCUGUUCACUGACUCGGGCGCCGGGACGCUCCUCCGCCGGGGGUACAAGCUGUUCAAACACUCUACGCUCGAGGCGGUGGGGAUCGAUAGGUUGCGACAGAUCAUCGCGGACCGGGACGCGGAUGUGCUGUCUGGUCGUACGAGUGUGGCUAGCGAGCUCCAGCUGCUCACGGGGGAUGGGUUGCCCUAUACAGUGUACGGGGACGAGCCACUCGACGCAGUAGCAAUCGUCUCCCACCCCCCUGGCGAACCUGCAGUCCUCCGCAAGCUCCUGGCAAGCAGGACAGGAGUGUUAAACAAUGUGUUGGACAACGUGUGGAAUGCCCUGAGAAAGGAACAUAGGAGGCUGUUUUGGACUGCUACGGUUGAGGAGGAGGUCGUCCCUAGGAAUUGGCAUUUCGAGAGGGCGGAUGGGAGUUUUACGAGGGCGGGACGGAGCCUAUUCUGGUACGGGAUCCAGGAUGCGGGGGAAGUAGAACGCUCCGUCCGCUUAUUUGAAGAAAAAGGCCGCAUAGAGCGCUCUUACCUCCCACUCGUACGCCGUCCAGGCGGGUCACACAAUACAGUCCCAUCCGUAUCCAACUCGGACCGUGGGACGCCAUUCUCUCCCUCUGGCUCGAGGCGGGCGUAUAGCACCUCCCCCCCCUCCACCUCUGGGGAAAGGAAACGCCUGGCCUUGAUUGGCGCGCGCGGAUUUACGGGCUCGGCACUCAUCAGCCUGCUCGCCCGUCACCCGCUACUCGAGCUGGCGCACGUCUCAUCCCGCGAACUAGCCGGGUUUCCGCUAGAAGGCUACCGGAGUCCGAAGAACUACGAAUCCCUCUCACCCUCCGCUGUGGGCGAGCUCGAGAAGUCUGGCAUGGUGGACGCUUGGGUGCUGGCGUUGCCUAAUGGCGCCGCGGCGCCGUUUGUGCAGGCGAUUGAGCAUGCCCAGGGACAGGGGGUGGUGCUGGACUUGAGUGCGGAUAAGAGGUUUGAACGCCCGCAGGAUGGGGAGGGUGGGCAGGGGUGGGUGUAUGGACUGCCUGAACUAUACGGCCGGGAACCCCUCCGCAGUGCAAAACGGAUCUCCAACCCAGGGUGUUACGCGACCAAUACCCAGCUCUUGCUCGCUCCUCUCCUGCCCUACCUGGAGCUUUCCCGCCCGCCGACGGUGUUUGGUAUGUCGGGGUACUCGGGCGCGGGGACUCUGAAGGGCCAGGGCCAGGGACAGGCUCUUGGCCGGCCUGGGAGUGUGCCGAAAGUGGACCCGCAAGAAUUGGGAGGGGCGGUAAGACCUUACAGUCUUACAGACCACAUCCAUGAGCGGGAAGCUGCUUUCCACUUAUCCUCUCUCUUAGGAGCCCAAGGGGACGGGCAUGGGAAGGGGAAGCAACUGGAAAUAGCGUUCAUCCCUAGUGUCGGACCCUGGUUCUCGGGCAUCUUGAGUGUCCUUUCCGCUCCUCUGUCAAAAUCGUUCAAAGCUUCCAACAUCUGGGAACUGUAUGAGCAGUAUUACGCACACGAGCGGCUCGUCCGGAUCCAAAAAGAUCGGGCGUCGCCGUUGCAGGUAAAGGACGUGGCUGAUCGACAGGGAUGGACUGUUGGGGGCGUACAGGUCCAUUCGGGAGGGAAGAGAGUUGUAGUCGUUGCGGGGUUGGAUAACCUUUUGAAGGGUGCGGCGACGCAGUGUUUGCAGAACUUGAACCUUGCACUGGGGUAUGAGGAGUUAAUGGGUAUUCCGUUGGAUGAGGAAUGAUGGGAGCACGCAGGGUAUUUAGGGAAUAGGGCACGGGACAUGGGACAUGGGACAGUAAGGAUGUGCAUUUGAUACGUUGGUUCUUGGAUAGAAGAAAU
Dacryopinax primogenitus is the source of this 2773-nucleotide messenger RNA. Its product is annotated as acetylglutamate kinase ARG6. The record is from RefSeq and is a predicted model, not a curated record. The transcript is spliced from 6 exons. NCBI's taxonomy places the organism in Eukaryota, Fungi, Basidiomycota, Dacrymycetes, Dacrymycetales, Dacrymycetaceae. Gene Ontology annotation, biological process: L-arginine biosynthetic process. Gene Ontology annotation, cellular component: mitochondrial matrix; mitochondrion; cytoplasm. Bases 48 to 2675 code for a protein of 875 amino acids. Gene Ontology annotation, molecular function: NADP+ binding; arginine binding; protein dimerization activity.